Messenger RNA from Trichomonas vaginalis G3, 1779 nucleotides. Its product is annotated as NEDD8 ultimate buster-1 BS4 protein family. The transcript has a single exon. Gene Ontology annotation, biological process: regulation of ubiquitin-dependent protein catabolic process. The record is from RefSeq and is a predicted model, not a curated record. The coding region runs from base 1 to 1779 and encodes 592 amino acids. Gene Ontology annotation, molecular function: protein binding. Lineage: Eukaryota; Parabasalia; Trichomonadida; Trichomonadidae.
AUGAACAACAAAACUAUCUACAAGACCACUAAUCCUCCUCAACUCCUUCCGUCAAAUUACUUCGAAAGUAUUAGUAAUCCUAAUGAAUUAUUCGAAAACAAUAACUAUUAUAUAUUUAAAGCAGAAAUAGUUCCAUCUUUAAAUAAUUUGAAGGAAAUUCUUAAAUCAAACGAUCCAUCGUAUAUACUGAUAUGUAAUAGACCUAAUGAAUCAAUUUUUUCUACUCAACCAAGGAAUAAAACGAAAAAUUUGAAAUUUGUAUACGACAAAAUAUCUGUUGGUAUAGAUGUUCCGGUUGAAUAUGCACUACAUGAUACGCAAAGCUUGGUCGUCGACAAAUUUCCACAAUUACAAGGAAAAUUAUUAAAAUUCAUCCUUAAAGGUAAAAGAAUUGACAAUGUCCAAGCCCAAGAUAUUAGCGAACUGGACCAAAUAUCAGUUAGUGACAUCAAAAGCAAAGAUUUGCAAUUAAGCAAAUACAAAAUUUAUUUUGAAGGCCAAAAUUACGAAAUGGAGUUCCAAACUAAUUCUACGGUCGAUUCCGUUUUUAGCGAAAUACGCAAAUGCAUUAAAAAGUUAGAAAACGUUCCAAAAUUUACUUUAUCGCAUAAUGAGAAAAUACUCCAAUCAAAUGACAUUGUCGGUGCGAUAAAUACGAAUGUACACCCAAUCUGCAUCGAAGAUCCAACGAUAAUCUUCAGACUUUUGAUGGAAGAUUAUCCAAUUACCUGCAAAUUCGGAUCCACGUUUAAAGACAUUCCGAAACUAUUAAUCGAAAAAUACCCAUCGAAAUUUAAAUACCAUCAGAUUAAAUUCUAUUUGUCACAAACCGAAAUUCCAUUAGAAACUUCGGUUGAUAAGUACAAUGGAUUGACAGUUGACCUUUCCCUGCCUGAUAGAAACACGGUUGUGAACUUUAUUUACAGUUCAAAUCCUUCAAAUUUAACUCUCGUUAAAGGAUUAAAGGUUGCAAUGAGCGAUAAGUGGUCAGAUGUCAAGAAUAAGCUUUGUGAAGAACUUCGUGUCUCUCCUAGUAAGAUUGCAUUAUCAGAAGUUGAUGAUAAUCAAUUGGUCGGAGAAAAACUUGACGAAAUGGGCCAACCAUCCGAAAUUGCAAUCAAAGUGUUUAUUAAAUCAGAUUCAGAACCGCAAACUCCUCCAGUCGAGAAUAUUUCACCGAUUUCGAGUCCAAAAUCAAAUCCAAAUUCACCAUCUCUUACUGCUACCGAAAGAGGAAUCAUAGAUAUGGGAUUCACUCUUGAACAAGCAAGAGCUGCUAUUAGUGUUGUUGGAAAUGAUAUUAGUAGAGCAGUAUCUUACAUUUUCGACAAUGCUGAUAAAAUUGCAAGAGGUCAAAAGCCUGAAGCAUCUCCACCUCCUUCACAUUCUUCAUCAAUGACAGUCAAUCAAACAAAAGUUGAGGAAAUUUCUCAAAAAUUCCAAGCAGCUGUUGACAGCUCAGUCAACGGAGAAGAUCUCAAACAGAUGACUGAAAUGGGUCUACCAUAUGAACAAUCCAAAUAUGCUUUAUUUAUUGGUAAUAACAAUAUUGGAACUGCUGUUGAUCUUAUUACUACUCCAAAGAGGAAUAGAUAUAGCAUAGAAAUAUUAUAUUCAUUAUGUAGAAAUGCUUUCCAAAAGUCAAAGGAUCCUGGAAUCUUUACAGACUGCAAACCAUAUUUAAGACCUCUUUGGCCUGAUUUAGCUGAUGGAAUUACACCUAACGAACAAGAGAAUUUAAGGAGUAUGGCUAUUAAAGAAGGAUAUAUUAGAAAUUAA